Molecule: messenger RNA, 708 nt
Organism: Theobroma umbraticum
Lineage: Eukaryota; Viridiplantae; Streptophyta; Magnoliopsida; Malvales; Malvaceae
Product: beta-carotene isomerase D27, chloroplastic-like
Molecular function (GO): iron ion binding
Source: RefSeq, a predicted model, not a curated record
AUGAAGCCUCUGGCUCAGGCUCUCCAUGGUCCUCCGCAAACAAUCGUGUUUUCAUGUCCUAUUUACCUUCUUCCUCCCUCUCACUCCAUAUCUCUACUGCAAAAUCGAAGAAUUUCGCGUAUCUUCUGCUCCUCCAAAACGAUAGAAGAGAAAGGUUCAAAGCCGGACUACAAGCCAGGAAUCUUGGACCAUUUUUUCAUGAAUUCUUUUCGUAACAAAUUGGUAAAGGAAGUUGGAUGUGAUUCUGCCAAGCCUGGGUAUGAUGGACUGAUUGAAUUGGCGAAAGCCCUUAUGAUGAACAGCAGAAGCAAUUCUCAUACCAAAGAUGCUGCGGUUCGAAUAUUGAAGUCACUAUUUCCGCCAUUUUUGUUAGAGCUUUACAAAAUCCUUAUAGCGCCUAUAGAUGGAGGGAAGGUAGCUGCAAUGAUGGUUGCAAGGGUGACUGUGCUUACUUGUCAAUGGCUUAUGGGCACAUCUACGGUUAAUUCUGUGGAUCUUCCUGAUGGGACCUCUUGCAGUAGCGGGGUUUUUGUAGAGAGAUGUAAGUACUUAGAGGAAAGUAAGUGUGUAGGAAUUUGUAUCAAUACCUGCAAGCUUCCAACACAGAGUUUCUUCAAGGAUUGCAUGGGGGUUCCUUUGGUGAUGGAGCCAAACUUCAGCGACUAUAGCUGUCAGGUAAACCCAGGGUCAUUGCCCAGGUAUCUGUGA